Molecule: messenger RNA, 2343 nt
Organism: Bacidia gigantensis
Lineage: Eukaryota; Fungi; Ascomycota; Lecanoromycetes; Lecanorales; Ramalinaceae
Exons: 6
Coding region: 1-2343 (780 amino acids)
Cellular component (GO): mitochondrion
Molecular function (GO): oxidoreductase activity
Source: RefSeq, a predicted model, not a curated record
AUGACAUGGCCGUGGCGUCUUUGGGCUUUGCUCGUGCCCUUCAUCCCAAUCACAGCUGCCCUACCUACGGUCCUGAAACCUCUCUCAUUCUCAAACGACACAUUACAUCGGCAAGCUCAUGACCACUGCGGUCUAUCAACCAGCGCAUACAGAUUCACUGUUUACUUACUCGACCAGGCAGGCUUUGAUGCCGCUGGUUACUAUGCCGACGAUACGAGCUCCUUUUGCAUAAGUCUGUACGAUUCGCGCGCCGAGCAUGUACUCACUUGUGCUGGCCUUCUGCAAUUCGCAGCGCCAUGGACGCGAUUUUGGUGCACGCUUACCGUUGAGCCAUAUCGUGUACAAAUCAGUUUCUACUUUCCCAUGCACAACGAUCGUCGAAUCAUUUUCAUGGACGCUACUGGAAUCUAUAGGAACCGUCAAGUGGCGGUCCAAGGCUACAAGAUUCGCGGUGCCAGCCAGAUAUCCGCUUUGGCUACGGAAAAGAGGGAUGAUGCCAUGAUUGCGCCGCGAAGCAAUGAGCUCGAAAUUCAUUGCCUAACGCCGCCUGGCGCCUACGAGUUUACUGCUCUCUUUCUCUUUGAGGCAGGUUUCUGGAUGAGCGGUUAUUAUACAGACUCAAGCGGAGACCUAUGUGUGGACAUAUAUGCGCUUGACUCAGCCUAUCUCGAGACGUGCGAAGGUUCCUUAAUUUUCCAGGAUCCUUGGGAGCCUAUGGUCUGUCUCCUCUAUCGUGACGUGUAUCACCUUCAACUUGAUUUCAGAUUCCCAAAUCACCUGGAUCAGCACGACAUUGACGUGGACGUAACAGGAAGCUACUUGGGUCGCCAGGUUGAGUUUCUAGAUUAUCCGAUUAGAAAUGAUGGAAUUUCGAAGACUGUAGUGGAGAAAAGAGACUCGGAUGCAGAUUCUGCUUCUACUCACUUAGCAGCUCGAGGUAAUUGCAACCCCUCAUUCGGUGAUUACAUCAUCGAGAAGACUCCGGUACCUGUAGCCCAAAUAUCUGUCUCUGGAUACUACGAUGAUACACUGAGUCUCAUCUGCCUCGACGUGUUCAACCCAGGCGAGCAUCUCCUAGCUUCUAGAUCUGGCCCAUUGACAUUCAGACCACCAUUCACACCAUUUGCAAUAGAAGUGACAACCUCUCGACCUUCAUAUUACAGACUUUAUUUAGCGGUAUAUUUCCCUUCUGCCGUCGACAAAACCCCAAUCUGGAUGAGUGUCUCUGGGAGCAUUGACGACGAGCCUGUCACAGACUAUGGAGUAGUCUUGAGAAAGCAGAGUGAGGUUGCUGCCACCCAGGUUGAGCGAAGAGACGAUGCUGCUCCCGUGGCCGCACCGAUCGGGGUACCUGGAGCCCUCACGCACAACGAACUGACCUGGUCCGAAACGCUGCUGCCGUCGCAGUUCUCGGAACUCGCCGGGCCGAUCCCGGGACAUGAUCUUGUUGGCAUCGUCAAAGCAACUUUUGCAGCCGCGGGUGAGGUUGAUGGCGGGGCGGGGAAACUAGGGACGAAGUUCAAGGUGGGCGAUAAAGUGGUGGGCCUGUUGGCUUUUAAUCGCGGGGGUGCGGCGGCCGAGGAGGUCGUUGCCCAGGAGGGGGAGAUGGCGGGUGUGCCGGUGGGGUUGGUGGGAGAUCUUGACGCGGAGGGGAAGGAGGGUGGUGAGGGGAAGGGGUGGGAUAUGUUGGCCACGGUGCCGCUUAGUGGGUUGAGUGCGUGGCAGGCGCUUUUCGAGCACGCAGGGGUGGACGCGGUGUUUGAUGGGCUUGAAAAGGGGAAGAAGAAGGUGCUUGUCACGGGCGCGUCGGGGAGUGUGGGGGUCUUGGUCGUGCAGAUGGCGAAAGCGGCCGGGUGUUGGGUCGUGGGCAGCUCGAGUGGGAGGAAUGAGGAGUUCGUGAGGGGGUUGGGCGCUGAUGAGGUGGUGGAUUAUACGAAGUGUAAGCACCUGGAGGACGGGUUUGAGAAGAAGGGGCUCGGGGUCGUGGAUGUGGUCGUUGAUACGGUUGGGAAGGAGACGCUGGUGCAGGCGCUAAGCGAGAAAGUGCUUCGGAAGGGAGGCAGAGCUGUCAGUCUCGCUAUGGGCUUGGAGGACUGUGGACCAAAUGGCGAGAAAGCUGCGCUGGAGGUCAAAGAGCGAGAGAUCGAGUUCAAGUUCUUUAUUGUGAGGCCGGAUGGAGGGCAACUCGCCAAGAUCAUGGACUUGGUGGCUGCGAAGAAGGUCAGAGGAGUUGUUGCAGGAGUCUAUGAUCUGGAAAAGGGGAAAGAAGCCAUGGAAGUCGUCGAGAGCGGGAGAGUCAGGGGUAAGAUUGUUCUGAAAGUUGCGGACAUGAAUGCGACCUAG